GCAUUGAUAUUAGAAUGCAUUUAGGGAUAUGUGCCCACAAAUUGAUACCCAUAAUUGCCAGUGUUAAUUUAGCAUUGAUAUGGUUCCUGAUUUGUCGUCUCACUUCAUCACUAUAAAAAGGCUUUGCCAUCUCGUUUGUUCCUCGCAACUCAGAGCCAGACAAACCAUCAGCAAGACCUUCCUCCUAUCGACAGUACCACAUCUAGCUGAAGAUGAAGGCUACACAUACUACACUGCUCCUGGCUGUCGCUUUCCUCGUGCUAGCAUCAGAGGCUGCGGUGAAGGCGGACGACAUUUGUGCAGGGUCAGUUCACAAGACGCCGAUACCGUGUGAUCUCCCGGGUUGCCUGCACAUUUGCCGCGAGAAUGCGAAUGGGCUAGGGCCGUGCCCUACUUGCAACUGGACCGCUAACUGCAACACGUAUACUGGAUUAUGCGAGUGCAAUAUCUGCAUGCCUCCUCCUUCUGCUCCUAGCCAACAAUAAAGCGAGUGAUAUCCCUCCGUCCCAUAAUGUAAGAUGUUUUAUAUUAUGAGUCAAAAAACGUCUUAUAUAUGAGACGGAGGGAGUAGCUUUCUGAUAUAGGAUAGUUUGUUCUUUGUAAUAAGAACGA
This is a messenger RNA of Triticum dicoccoides, 612 nucleotides long. RefSeq lists its product as uncharacterized. Lineage: Eukaryota; Viridiplantae; Streptophyta; Magnoliopsida; Poales; Poaceae. The transcript is spliced from 2 exons. The record is from RefSeq and is a predicted model, not a curated record. The coding region runs from base 213 to 485 and encodes 90 amino acids.